CUCAUGCCCUCACCCGUUCCCGCACAUCAAUAUCUUCAAUCAUGUCUAUAUGAAACAAAUUGACUUUAAUUAAGCAUUAUGCAAAGCGCCAGCCUCUCAGAGCGCUAAUCCGCAGAGUUUGCCUCAAUUGCUGGCCCUGCGCUUAGAUUAGUCGAGCAGCGACACUCAGCCGGUUCACUUGCAACAUGAAGAGCGACGAGAUCAUCGAGAAGAUACGCAGCAAGCUGAAGGAAUCGGAUCCUGCCCGGCGCACCGUGGUCAACACGUUUCAGUUCAACUUCACCGACGCGGACGGCAACCUCAUCAAGAGCAUGGUUUUUGAUUUCAAAGCCCUGGACAUCUACGAGGGUAGUGCGCCCGGUGCCGAUGCACAAGUCACCAUUUCGGAUGAGGAUUUCUAUUUGGUGGGCACUAAGCAGAAGACUUUCCAGGAGAUUCUGGAGCAGGAAAAGGCCAAGAUCGAUGGCGAUGAGGAAGCUAUUAACAAAAUGCUUGAGAAGUUCCGUAUAAAUUCUAAGAAUUAAAUGAAAUGAGUUUUGUUUAGAUUAUGAUAUUAUGUAACGCUGCUUAUCUGCUUUCCCAACCUCCCAAUAAUGGCUACAUCAGCACAAAUAUAAAAAUAUAAAUUAUA
Messenger RNA from Drosophila gunungcola (fruit fly), 631 nucleotides. RefSeq lists its product as uncharacterized. The transcript is spliced from 2 exons. Gene Ontology annotation, cellular component: cytosol. The record is from RefSeq and is a predicted model, not a curated record. NCBI's taxonomy places the organism in Eukaryota, Metazoa, Arthropoda, Insecta, Diptera, Drosophilidae. The coding region runs from base 186 to 524 and encodes 112 amino acids.